AUGGCAGUAGAGCUCCAAAUUGCAAGCCAUGGAAGAGAAUACAAUGGAAAGAUGACUUCUAUUGUGAUUCUAUCAUGUAUGGUAGCUGCCACUGGAGGCAUUAUCUUUGGUUAUGAUAUAGGAAUUUCAGGUGGUGUAACAUCUAUGGUGCCAUUUUUGGAGAAGUUUUUUCCUGAUGUGUACACUAAGAUGAAACAAGACAAGAACAUUAGCAAUUACUGCAAAUUUGAUAGUCAACUCUUAACAACAUUCACCUCAUCACUAUAUAUAGCUGGUCUUUUAGCAUCUUUUUUUGCAUCAUCGGUUACAAGAAUGUUUGGUCGAAAACCAUCGAUUCUUGUAGGUGGUGCUGCAUUUCUUGUCGGAGCAGCUCUUGGUGGUGCUGCUCUUAAUAUUUAUAUGUUGAUACUUGGUAGAGUUCUUCUUGGUGUUGGAAUCGGUUUUGCUAAUCAGUCAGUUCCAUUAUAUCUAUCAGAAAUGGCACUUCCAAGAUACAGAGGAGCAAUCAACAAUGGUUUCCAACUAUGUGUUGGAAUAGGUGUUCUAUCAGCAAACUUAAUCAACUUCGGCACAGAAAAAAUCAAAGACGGUUACGGCUGGAGACUUUCUCUAGCCAUGGCAGCAGUUCCAGCUUCAAUUCUCACAUUAGGAGCAUUUUUCCUCCCAGAAACACCAAACAGCAUAAUCCAAAACAGCAAAAACCAUCAAAAAGCAAAGUUAAUGUUACAAUCCAUAAGAGGAACAAACGAUGUUGAACAAGAAUUCGACGAUCUUAUUGAAGCAAGUAACGUGUCAAACUCUAUCAAACAUCCAUUCAAGAACAUCUUACAAAGAAAAUAUAGACCUCAACUUGUCAUGGCAGUAACUAUACCUUUUUUUCAACAAUUCACUGGAAUCAAUGUCAUUUCGUUUUACGCUCCUAUUCUAUUCCUAACCAUUGGAUUAGGCGAAAGUGCUUCACUUUUGUCCGCGGUUAUGAUCGGUAUCGUAGGUACUACUUCAACAUUCAUAUCAAUGCUGAUAGUCGAUAAACUAGGUAGAAGAGUAUUGUUCAUAUCAGGUGGAAUUCAGAUGUUUUUCUCGCAGAUUCUUAUUGGAAGUAUAAUGGCAUUUCAACUCGGCGAUCAUGGUGAAAUAAGCAAGAAAUAUGUAUACUUGAUUCUAGUUUUGAUAUGUAUAUAUGUAGCGGGAUUCGCUUGGUCUUGGGGGCCGUUAGGAUGGCUGGUUCCUAGCGAGAUUUUUCCAUUGGAGAUAAGAUCAGCAGCACAAAAAACGAAGAAUGUGCCUAUUGAGCAGAUGGAGAAGGUGUGGAGAGAACAUUUGUUUUGGAAGAGAAUUGUUGUAGACGAGUGA
Vicia faba (fava bean) is the source of this 1353-nucleotide messenger RNA. The record is from the annotation of a GenBank genome assembly. NCBI's taxonomy places the organism in Eukaryota, Viridiplantae, Streptophyta, Magnoliopsida, Fabales, Fabaceae.